Messenger RNA from Struthio camelus australis, 2160 nucleotides. NCBI's taxonomy places the organism in Eukaryota, Metazoa, Chordata, Aves, Struthioniformes, Struthionidae. The record is from RefSeq and is a predicted model, not a curated record.
AUGCCGAGAGGGUUACUAUUUCUAACUGUACUUUUUAUCCUGGCCCAAGUGUUCAGCCGUGCUGCCCUGGAGAGCUACCUCCCGCGGAUCCAGAAGGUUGUGAGCUGGGAGCUGCGGGGCUGGUGCAUGGAGCCGGGCUCCAUCGCAGUUUAUUCCUCCGCUAAAACCUUAACUUUCCGCAUUGCAGCUCGGAUUCUGCUGGGACUCCGUCUGGAGGAAAAGCAGUUCAAGGACCUGGCCAAAACCUUUGACCAGAUGGUGGAGAACCUCUUCUCCCUGCCCCUGAACAUACCCUUCAGUGGGCUGCGCAGGGGAAUUAGAGCACGAGACAUGCUACACAAGUAUAUGGAGAAGGCUAUACAGGAAAAACUGCAGAGCGACAACUCAGAAGAUCAUAGUGAUGCUCUGGAUUUUAUAAUAAACAGUGCCAAGGAGCAUGGCAAAGAAUUCACGAUGCAGGAGCUGAAGGAGUCAGCGAUAGAGCUCAUAUUUGCCGCUUUCUUCACCACGGCUAGUGCCAGCACCUCUCUGAUCCUCCUGCUGCUAAAACAUCCCUCAGCAAUCGAAAAAAUCAGGCGGGAGCUGGCGUCCCACGAGCUGUACAGGCAGUGCCAGUGCUACCCCACGGGACCCUGCCCGGACUCCCUGACAGCCCAGGGCAGCGACAGGAGGAAGCGCCUGCUCCUCACCACGGCCAGAGACGCUUGCAAGGACCAGAGCCAGCCUCCGGGCUGGGAAAGCCGCCCACCGCGGCACAUCCCCAUCCCGCCUGGCAGCAGUGGAGGAAGCCCACCCACCUUGUCCCUCCAGCGCUCCCGGGGCCUGUCACGCUGUGGGCUGCGUGUGAACAAGCGGCAGCGACUCGACUGCAAGGGCAUGAGCGCGGUUACCCGGAUGUGGGGCCGAGGCAGAGCUCUUUGGAGAGGCUCCGGGCAGCUGCCCCAUCCCCUGAGUUCCUGCUCCCGGCAGCCGUCAGAGGGCUGCGCAGCAGCGGGCGGGGAGCGGGGGCGGCCGCCCCGCGGCACCGGCACCGCGGCUGAGCCCCUGUCCCCUUCCUCCUCCUCUUCCUCCUUCUCCUCCUCCCCCGGGCAGGUGAUCAUGCGGGCCUUCUCCCGGGACGCCCUGCAGCACUACGUGCCCGUCAUCCAGGAGGAGGUGAGCGCCUGCCUGGCGCGGUGGCUGGGCACUGCCGGGCCCUGCCUCCUGGUGUACCCCGAGGUGAAGCGCCUCAUGUUUCGCAUCGCCAUGAGGAUCCUGCUGGGCUUCCAGCCCCGCCAGGCCGGCCCUGACGGCGAGCAGCAGCUGGUGGAGGCCUUUGAGGAGAUGAUCCGCAACCUCUUCUCCCUCCCCAUCGAUGUGCCCUUCAGCGGGCUCUACCGGGGCUUGCGGGCACGCAACAUCAUCCACGCCAAGAUCGAGGAGAACAUCCGCGCCAAGAUGGCCCGCAAGGAGCCUGAGGGUGGCUACAAGGAUGCGCUGCAGCUGCUGAUGGAGCACACGCAGGGCAAUGGGGAGCAGCUCAACAUGCAGGAACUGAAGGAGUCUGCCACAGAGCUGCUGUUUGGGGGCCACGAAACCACCGCUAGUGCUGCCACGUCACUGAUCGCCUUCCUGGGGCUCCACCCCGACAUCCUGCAGAAAGUGAGGAAAGAGCUGCAGGUGAAGGGAUUACUGUGCGGCUCCCACCAAGAUAAGCAGCUGGACAUGGAGGUCUUGGAGCAGCUAAAGUACACUGGCUGCGUCAUCAAAGAGACCCUCAGGCUGAGCCCACCUGUUCCCGGAGGAUUUCGGAUUGCGCUCAAGACCCUUGAGCUAAAUGGUUACCAGAUCCCUAAAGGCUGGAAUGUUAUUUACAGCAUCUGCGAUACCCAUGAUGUGGCAGAUCUCUUUACCGACAAGGAUGAGUUUAACCCGGAUCGCUUCCUGGCUCCGUCUCCAGAGGACUCCUCUAGGUUCAGUUUCAUCCCUUUCGGUGGGGGCUUGCGGAGCUGCGUAGGCAAAGAGUUUGCAAAAGUCCUUUUAAAAAUCUUUACAGUGGAGCUGGCUCGGAGCUGUGACUGGCAGCUGCUGAACGGACCUCCUACAAUGAGAACGGGCCCUAUCGUGUACCCUGUGGACAACCUGCCGACCAAAUUCAUAGGUUUCAGUGGCCAAAUCUGA